Messenger RNA from Lachancea meyersii CBS 8951, 915 nucleotides. Lineage: Eukaryota; Fungi; Ascomycota; Saccharomycetes; Saccharomycetales; Saccharomycetaceae. The record is from the annotation of a GenBank genome assembly.
AUGUUCAGCUCCAUAAGAAACGCUGUCAAGGGCAGCAGCAGCAUGAGAUCGUUCUCUACUGCCAAAAACGCGGCUUCAAACGGUUGGAUCCGCCGCGCAGGCGUCGCGGGCGCCGUUGCCACCGGUAUCGCCGCUUCCACCGCUCUAUACGCCGAUUCUCUCACUGCAGAGGCCAUGACCGCUGCCGAGCACGGUCUACAUCCUCCUUCGUAUGCCUGGGCCCACAACGGUCCUCUCGAGACUUUCGACCACGCUUCCAUCAGAAGAGGUUACCAGGUCUACCGUGAAGUGUGUGCCGCAUGCCACUCGCUCGACAGAAUCGCUUGGCGUACAAUGGUUGGUGUGUCCCACACCAACGAAGAAGUGCGUGCCAUGGCUGAGGAAUUCGAGUACGACGAUGAGCCUGAUGAGCAAGGUAACCCCAAAAAGCGUACCGGUAAGCUUGCCGACUACAUCCCAGGUCCUUACCCCAACGAACAGGCUGCUCGUGCUGCCAACCAGGGUGCUUUGCCUCCCGAUUUGUCGUUGAUUGUCAAGGCCAGACACGGUGCUUCGGACUACAUCUUCGCUCUUCUGACCGGGUACCCUGACGAGCCUCCAGCCGGUGUGGUGUUGCCUCCAGGCUCCAACUACAACCCUUACUUCCCAGGUGGUUCCAUUGCCAUGGCGCGUGUGUUGUUCGACGACUUGGUCGAAUACGAGGACGGCACCCCAGCCACCACUUCCCAGAUGGCCAAGGACGUUACUACUUUCUUGCACUGGUGCAGUGAGCCUGAACACGACGAAAGAAAGAGAUUGGGUUUAAAGGCUAUCAUUGUGUUGUCUUCGCUAUACCUACUUUCCGUUUGGGUUAAGAAGUUCAAGUGGGCCGGUAUCAAGAACAGAAAGUUCGUUUACAACCCUCCUAAGAAAUGA